CUUCCCCUUCCUGAGUUGCUGAACGGGUUUGCCAGAACUUCCUUGAGGCCAACCAAAAGUCCUUCUCCAUGGCCUCCCCGAACUCGUCCCACACCCGAAUUUUUGCUUCAGCAAGUGCUGAAGCUGCGGCCCUUCUGGCCUCUUGGUACCUGACUGCAGGGCCGUAACCAGCAUUUUAAAAUUACAAAGGUGUCCGUGAUGGUCUGAAAAAUUUUCGACAUAUUUAAAUGAGAGGGGUGAAUUACACGUCACACAAGAUCUAUUCGGGUGGCACGGUGGUGUAGUGGUUAGCGCUGUCGCCUCACAGCAAGAAGGUCCUGGGUUCGAGCCCUGGGGCUGGCGAGGGCCUUUCUGUGUGGAGUUUGCAUGUUCUCCCCGUGUCCGCGUGGGUUUCCUCUGGGUGCUCCGGUUUCCCCCACAGUCCAAAGACAUGCAGGUUAGGCUAACUGGUGACUCUAAAUUGAGCGUAGGUGUGAAUGUGAGUGUGAAUGGUUGUCUGUGUCUAUGUGUCAGCCCUGUGAUGACCUGGCGACUUGUCCAGGGUAUACCCCGCCUUUCGCCCGUAGUCAGCUGGGAUAGGCUCCAGCUUGCCUGCGACCCUGUAGAAGGAUAAAGCGGCUAGAGAUAAUGAGAUGAGAUGAGACAAGAUCUAUUCCUGAAAUUGCUUUUAAUGGUGUUUGAAUUGAAUAUCAUCAGUUUUGAAAAAAAAUCAUGUAUGUGGCAAGAGUAAGAAUAAUUUAAGCUUGUUUAAUGGUUUGAUCUGGCACAAUCAAUGAGGACAAAACUGCGCUGAUUCGAAAAUGUAAAUUAAACAGCCUCAUGAGAGUGCGCUGAUUGUUACCAUGAAAAAAACAUGUCUACUGCACUGCGUUCACUCCCCCGAGUCGCGCACUCAUUCGUUUUUGUGUUCUUGGUCUCAGCCGCAUGCACGAAACAGACAGAGAAGACAGAAUCAACGUUUAACAUAAUUAACAAUGCACUUUUUAUGGAGAUGUUUUAAUGUUAUUCUUUAUUUUUUUAUCCAGUUGAAUAUUUAGCAUACAAAUUUAUUUUCAGCUCUUAAAAAUGACCGAGGUCCAGACCUCGGUGGCCUUAUAGCUGGCUACGGCCAUGCCUGACUGCUGCCUCAAGGGACCCCUGGGCCAACCAAGCCCAAAAAGCCUCUUCCUUCAGCUUGACAGCUUCCUUGACCCCCGUUGUCCACCAGCAGGUUCUUAGGUUACCGCCACGACAGGCACUAAUGACCUUUUGGUCAUAGCUCCUACCAGCUGCCUUUACAAUGGCAGCUUUGAACAUGAUCAGAUUCCAUGUCCCCAACCUCCCCCAGGAUGCAUGAAAAGCUCUUCUGGAGGCGGGAAUUGAAGACCUCAUGAACAGAGGACUCCACCAGAUGUUCCCAGUUCACCCUCACUGCAUGCAUGGGUUUGCCAGGUCUGUCCAGCAGCCUCCCCCACCAUCUGAUCCAACUCACCUCCAGGUGGUGAUUAGUUGACAGGUCUGCUCCUCUCUUCACCCAAGUGUCCAAUACAUAUGGCUGCACAUCUGAUGAUAUAACCACAAGGUCAAUCAUCGAUCUUUGGCUGAAGGUGUUUUGAUACCAGGUGCACUCAUGAACCACCUUAUGCUUCAACAUGGUGUUUGUUAUGGCCAAUCCUUGAUGAGCACAGAAGUCCAACAACAAAACACCACUCAGGUUUAGAUCAGGCAGGCCGUUCCUUUCAACACCCCCCCCCAUCAUUGUCUAUGUGAGCAUUGAAGUCCCCCAAGAGUAGUUUGGAGUCCCUGGGUGGCUCCCUUUCCAAGACACCGCCCAGUGACUCCAAGAACACUGAAUACUCUGCGCUGCUGUUUGGUGUAUAAGCACAAACAACAGUGAGCAUUCUCCUCUCAGCAACUUGCAGUCGCAUAGAGGCUACUCUCUCAUUCUCUGAGGAGAACUCCAACACAGAGGUGCUCAACCAGGGGCUUGUGAGUAUCCCCAUACCUGCCCAGUGCCUCUCGCUCUGGGCAACCCUGGAAAAGGAGAGAGAUCAACCCUUCUCCAGGAGUUUCAUUCCAGAAGCAGUGCUAUGUGUGGAGGUAAGCUCAACUAUAUCUAGUUGGUACCGCUCCACCUUCCGCACCAGCUCUGGUACCUUCCCUGCCAGAGAGGUGACGUUCCACAUCCCAAGAACUAAUCUGCACUGCUGAGGAUCAGCACACCCAGGCUCCUGCCUUUGCCUGUCACCUGGCUCACAAUGCACCCGACCCCGGUUUCUGUCCUUGUGGGUGGUGAGCCCACAUGGCUGCGGCUCCAUGUAAUUUCUUUGGGCUGUCCCUGGCUGGGCCCCAUGGGCCAAGGCUGGGCCACCACACGUUCGCUGGUGAGCUCACCUCCCAGGUCUGGCUCCAGGAGGAGGCCCUGGUUUCCCAUUCCCAGGCGAGGUGCUGCAGCUCCUAUUUUGCUGUUCUAUCAAGGUCUAUGAAUUGCUCUUAGUCAGGUCCCUCCCCUGGAGCCAAUUUGCCUUGGGAGACCUUACCAGGGGCUAAUGCCCCUCACAGCACAGCUCCCAGGAUCACCAGCACACACAAACCCUUCCACCUUGUUAAGGUGGCGAUUCUUUGGAGGGGAGUUUCAAGCAUGCCAAACACACACAUUUCAUCACACAUACAGCUCAAAAGCAGGAUGUUGAAUAAAAGUCUGAAGGGUGCUGGAACAAUAGGUCUGCUAAACCUCAUUGAAAUAUUCUUUGGAGAAGAAGCAGCCUUUAUUUUGGAACAUGUACAUAAUAGUGAAAUUCUUUUUGUUACAUAUCCCAACAUGUUAAGAAGCUGGUGUCAGAGUGCAGGGUCAGCCAUGAUACAGCGGCCCUGGAGCAGAGAGGUUUAAAGAGGGCCCAACAAUGGCAGCUUGAUGCUACUGGGAUUUGAACCCCGAUCUUUUGAUCAGAAACCCAGAGCCUUUAACCACUGUUCCACCACUGCGGAGUGCCCUACUACCUACAUACAACCUUGGGGAUAACUAUGGCGUGCUACUUCUCUACUUGAAGCAGAACACUUAGUUCAGUCACACUGUUUGUGGACCUAUCAGGCUAUGUGUCUGGCUAAACUGAGAGAAAAGUCGUUAUCUGGUAACAAAAUGCAGUCUGUUAACAGAUUAUUUGCUUGCAUGUUUAUCUGCACACACAAACCCUAAACCUGUGAGAAGACUUCCGUAAGUGGUGGGUGUUGCAAUGGUGCAAAGGAAUAGAGAAUGUGUUAGUGGCACUGGUUCCAUGUUUGAGCUUAAGUAAGGGGAUAUUAACUUUCUCUCAUACAAGAAAAAACAUAUUCCUCAGAAAGCACUUAGCCACAGGAUGGUCUGUAGGUGAUCUCCAUGUGUUGCCUCUGCACCCUACAGAGGGCUGCCGCGUGACAUCACCGUACCGCGUGAUUUUGUUAGGGCGCCAUAUUGGAAGACCAAGUACAUACAUACAUACAAUACAAAACAAACUACGAGCGAGAGUGAAGUGAUAUUACAGCUGUUGUGAAGUGACAUGAUGAGUGAAGUGACACGAUGGCUGAUAAUUCUGGUUAUGUGAGUACAUUACCAGCUGCAGAAAGGGCACGGUAUGUGGAGAAACUGGCUGUGAUAGAUGGGUUUGACCCAUAUGAUAAGACUCGGGGCAAGGGAGAAUGGAAGCAUAAGGAUCUUUGAAUUAUUUGGACAUGGGGGAAAACUAUAUUUAAAAUCCAAAGAGGGAUGGAGGGAGGAAAAUUAAAACAAAAGAAAGAAAUGAAAUAUAUAACAUAAAUGUGAUAAAAUUAAGGAUGUUUUUAUUCAGUAAACAUUUAAAAAAAUGUUCUACAGCACUCUAGCCUAGUGACUUACCAGUAACAAAAUGGUCUGAACAUAUUCUGUACUGUUGUAGAUUUGAAGUAUUCAGAUCCGCUCUGCAUAAAGCAGCUAAAUCCUCUCUCUGUCUCCUGGCAGAAAGCUCCUUGGUUUGCUCCCCUUGUGUCUCAGUCACAGCUGGUAUUCUGUAGAAAGACUUCUUUUCACCUUUCCCAUCAGCUUUGUUGGAACACCCUAACACAGCACAAAAGUUUACCAUUGUAGGUUUUUGAUGAAUCAAGUGCCUCAUGGGUUCACAUACCGCGCGCUGCCGUUAUUUCCCCCUAAUCACGAGUUUGUUGGUCUUCCAAUAUGGCGUAGGGUUUGUUUACUUCCGGUUUCGGGUGACGUCAGUGCAAGGGGUCUAUAUGUACCCAGAUCCCAUCACUGGCUCACUCCAUAGUUACUUUGGGAUGAGUGUUACACGUGGACAUUGCUCUCUUUAAAAAGGAUUUUCUGACAUAACUCUGGGUGAUUUUUGUACUUGGACAUUGUAAUCCAGUAUGUACUUCAUUCCAGCAUGGGUAUUACCCCUCCUCAGUUACAUCUGUGGAAUAUUAGGUUAUCCAUAUACCCCCUGUUUCUUAAUGCAAGGGGGGAAGGUAUGACACCUGGGAGCCUCAGACAAAAGUCAUAGCUCAAUGAAGAGCAACUGGUCAACUGGGAGAAAUUAUCUGGAGAGUACUUGUAGAUGUGUCUUCAGCCAUACAUGAAUUGCGGUGUUCUAAACUCUCUGUUUUAAACCACGCCCAACAGACUUUCUGUAGAUCAAGCCAGCACCAGCUGUAGAUCAUGUCACACAAAGCUUUUAGAGCGCGAAGUCUCAUGUAUGAUCCAGUUACUGUUGGUGACCCGCUGCUACAGCUGAGCAAGCACACUUUGCAUUUUCUCUGUGGAAAUACAGUCUAGUUCUUUCAUGGUAUCUUUUGUAAUCCCCGAUAACAUGUUACCAAAGGACACUGUUUAAAUAAAAAGUGUAUUCACAGUGCUGGCAUUGUGUGACCUAGCCACUCCCUGUGCAUCUUCACCAAAAGUUAUAUUUUUCUUUAUCUCUGAUCAUGCAUAAUUUACAGUUUGUUUCAUUCAUACCCCUUUCUUUUAAAAAAAUGUUUUAAAUAUUGUUUUUUUUUUCUUCAGAAGGGGUUUUUAACAGUCAUCUUUUUCUGCCCCAGAAACAAAAGAUGCCCAAUUACAAGCCUUCUCCUGCUCCUGGUGUUCAUUUUCCUAUACAUCUCAAGUUUACCUCCACAACCACAUCAGAAGAUGCCACUAUGAGGAAUAUGAGAGACUGAUAAAGUCAGGAGACAUACAAAAUCAGGAAAAUGUGAUGUCCACAGGUGGCUCCAGUAUUCACCAAACACUUCCUGCUUCCCUCAACAGUAACACAACUAACACAGGAGAGAAGCCGCAUCAAUGCUCACAAUGUGGGAAGAGUUUCAGUCAACGGAGUAAUCUCCAAAAACACCUGGGCAUUCACACAGGUGUGAAACCAUAUCACUGCUCAGAGUGUGGGAAGAAUUUUACAACAAAGAGUUAUCUCCAAACUCACCAGUUAAUUCACACAGAACAAAAGCCUUAUCUUUGCUUACAGUGUGGAAAGGGCUUUAUUCGAAAGCACGAUCUCCAAGUACACCAGCGCAUUCACACAGGCGAGAAGCCGUACCACUGCACUCAAUGUGGGAAAACUUACACUCAACACAGCAGUCUUCAAAAACACCUGGGCACUCACACAGGUGUGAAGCCAUAUCAUUGCUCAGAGUGUGGGAAGAAUUUUACAACAAAGCGUUAUCUCCAAACUCACCAGUUAAUUCACACAGAACAAAAGCCUUAUCUCUGCUUAGAGUGUGGAAAGGGCUUUACUCGAAAUCAUGAUCUCAAAGUACACCAGCGCAUUCACACAGGAGAGAAGCUGUACUACUGCUCGGAGUGUGGAAAGAGCUUUAUUAGAUAUGCUACCCUCAUCCAUCACCAGCACUUUCACAUAACAGAGAAACCAAUUCAGUGCUCUCGGUGUGGACGGAGAUUUACCUAUUCAGGAGCAUUUAACAUACACAAGUGCUCCAACAAGGAGUAAAGGGGACAUUGUAGACAAUUCCCAGAUGUGGGUGGAGCACAGAAGUACGGCAGGUGGUUGUUUGCUUCCGAGUUAUUUUCUUUAUUUUUGCUUUUCAGCUCAUAUACACACAGACUAUUAUUCAGUUCUCGGCUCCGAGCUCCCCUCCUCUCUCUCCUUUUAUAGGGCACCUUCGCUGUAAGAGACACACAAACGUGCGUUAAUUGACAACAGGUGUAGCGAUACGACUACUCACCUUCCCUGACUCCGCCCUCCAUUUACAGAUUGACGCUCAGCCACGCCCCUGCUGCCACAGACAUAUUAUGAAAAACUCACUUUUCAGUGCUUGUGCACAUAUAAUUGGGUAUCUGGAGUGUUUACCAACCCACAAACUCUGAAAUAAGGCAACCCAGUCAGUUUCAUUUGGGCUGCUGAGAUCAUAAAACAUGUGAUCCAACAAAGUCUCCUUCUUAUGCAGAAAGGGGCUGUCCUUAGAAUUAUACCUCCUCACGUUGGAGAGGUUUUUUUUUUUUGUCCUGGACCCGCGAGCAUUUGUAUCAAAGCGAGCUAAGAAUGGGAAGUGCUCUGUUGUUGGUUACACAGAGCAACACAUCCUUACAUCGACCCUCCCAGCCUCAGAAGAUAUAAGAGCUGAGUAGAUUUAAUAUAUUUUUGAUGGCAAUGUCCCAGGUACAGUCUGCAGAAAUCUGCUUGUAUGUAGUAAACACUUUGUGUCUGACUGUUUUUCCAACCUGGUCUAGUACAACGUAGGCUUGGCAGUGAAAGUUUACCUAAAAGAGGGAUUAAUACCAGCUCACUGUAAGGGCAAUUAAUCAGAUUUUAUUUUCAAUUAUAAUUUUGGCUUCCAAUGAUUCUGAAAGCAAGAUAAUUUGGAUAAAAUGAAAACUAUGCUACAUUCCAUUUCGCAGUGAUGCUCUCAUUUUGCUUUGCGUUACAAAUCCAACACACUAAAAGCCUAAACUUGCAUGUUUAAUUCAGCUUGAGCCAAAUGCAGGAUAACAAGAAGAGACGGCAUUGAAUUUGAUUUUAUAUUGGACAUUCAUCUGCACAUUCAAGAUUCUCGCUUCUAUUUCUCAAUA
This is a messenger RNA of Neoarius graeffei (lesser salmon catfish), 7006 nucleotides long. Its product is annotated as gastrula zinc finger protein XlCGF7.1-like. NCBI's taxonomy places the organism in Eukaryota, Metazoa, Chordata, Actinopteri, Siluriformes, Ariidae. Gene Ontology annotation, biological process: negative regulation of transcription by RNA polymerase II. The transcript has a single exon. The record is from RefSeq and is a predicted model, not a curated record. The coding region runs from base 5181 to 5927 and encodes 248 amino acids. Gene Ontology annotation, molecular function: DNA-binding transcription repressor activity, RNA polymerase II-specific.